Messenger RNA from Vicia villosa (hairy vetch), 858 nucleotides. RefSeq lists its product as uncharacterized. NCBI's taxonomy places the organism in Eukaryota, Viridiplantae, Streptophyta, Magnoliopsida, Fabales, Fabaceae. The coding region runs from base 1 to 858 and encodes 285 amino acids. The record is from RefSeq and is a predicted model, not a curated record. The transcript has a single exon.
AUGAAGAGGUUCAAGAAGAUGCUGAUAACACCAAUGUCAGUUACAAAUGUUGUGGAUUUAGAUGAGUACUCUGACAAUGAAUUGCUUGCUACUGUGAACCCGAGUGUAGCCGAAAGGCUCAUGACCAGGAGAAAAGACAAAGCUGUAAUUCAGAAUUCUCCUGUGAAGAAAGUUGUGGUUAAAAGGCCUUCCAAAGAGUUCGUCAGGAAGAAGAGUACCUCUGCAGGACCUGUAAAAAGUAGAACUAAAAGUAUUGGAGUUGGUCCCUCAAAAUCUUGGAUCAAGGUUGUUUCAAAGAAAAGGAAGGCAAGAGCUGUUGAAGAAUCAGAGUCUGAUGUUGAAGUGAAUGUCCAUGACAUUCCAUUAAAGAAGAAGCCCACAACUAGCAAGCUUGCUGCGAGUGUUCCUGAAGUUCCCAUUGACAAUGUAUCCUUCCAUUUUGAUGCAAGUGCAAACAGGUGGAAAUUUGUGCAUCAAAAGAGACUGGCCCUUGAGAGGGAAUUGGCUCAAAAUGCGCGUGAUUGUAAGGACAUAAUGGACUUGAUUGAGGCUGCUGGCCUAAUCAAAAUUGUUGUCCAUCUGAGUAAAUGCUAUGAAACGCUAGUCAAAGAGUUCAUAGUAAACCUCUCUGAAGAGUGUACUGACAAAAGAUCUAGGGAAUUCAGAAAAGUGUUUCUAAGAGGAAAAUGUGUUAACUUCUCGUCCACUGUGAUUAACAACCUAUUGCGAUGGUCUGAUGAAGCUCAACCUGAGCUUAAAGUCUCUGAGAACAAGGUAUGUCAAGUUAUCACUGCAAACCAAGUCAGGAGCUGGCCAUUGAAAGGGAAAUUGUUUGCUAGUAAACUAAGCAUGACCUGA